Messenger RNA from Sycon ciliatum, 1922 nucleotides. RefSeq names its product P2X purinoceptor 4-like. Gene Ontology annotation, biological process: calcium ion transmembrane transport; response to ATP. The coding region runs from base 164 to 1420 and encodes 418 amino acids. NCBI's taxonomy places the organism in Eukaryota, Metazoa, Porifera, Calcarea, Leucosolenida, Sycettidae. The transcript has 13 exons. Gene Ontology annotation, molecular function: purinergic nucleotide receptor activity; extracellularly ATP-gated monoatomic cation channel activity. The record is from RefSeq and is a predicted model, not a curated record. Gene Ontology annotation, cellular component: plasma membrane; nuclear inner membrane.
GCCUUGGCCUUGUGUCUUUCGAAACUUUCGUUUUCAUGGCUCUGGCUAGGCCAACAGCUAGCUGUGAUUAGGCUGUUACAUUUCAAAGAGUGACGAAUGUGUUGGGUCUGGAUUGAGGUGCAAGUCGUGCUGAGAUAAAAGAUACCUCUUUGGGUAGAGAAGAAUGGGCUUCGCAGCUACCAUAUCCAGCGUACUGCUGGAGUAUGAUACAUUGAAGGUGGUCCAUAUCAAAAGUAAGAAAGUUGGUAUCAUCAACAGGCUGAUUCAAGUUGUCAUCAUUGCGUACAUUAUUGGGUAUGUGAUUGUCUACAAGAAGGGCUACCAGGACACGGAAGAAGUUGAGGGAGCCGUCACGGCCAAGCUGAAAGGUGCUGCGUAUCCGUUGAAUGCAGGCCUAGCGAGUCGUGUUUGGGAUGCAGCCGACUAUCAUAUUCCACCUCAGCAAACUGGAGCAUUCUUUGUAAUGACAAACAUGAUCAUCACGCCAGAUCAGCGUAACAUGACCUGUCCCGAGAGUCUAAAGAAUGCCAAGUGCUACAAUGCAAGCGACUGUCCAUCUGGUCAAAUGGUCCCAGCGGGAAAUGGUCUUAUGACGGGCAGAUGCAUACCAUACGACUCCUAUGAUUCCGAUACUCGUCAUGAUGUCUAUGAAGAGGACUUUACUAAUGGAUCAGCAGUGAACAAGACCUGCGAGAUCAUCGGCUGGUGUCCACUGGAGAAGGAUGUCACUCCAUCUCCAGCUCGCCUUGGUAACGAGUCCAUGGAGUUCACCGUCCUGAUCAAGAACUCGAUCAUCUUCCGCAAGUUCGAUGUCCGCCGGAGAAACAUCCCGUCUACCUCCACUGAGAAAUGGUUGAAGAAAUGUCGCUAUUCACCCGAUCACCCUCAAGACAAGUACUGCCCGAUCAUUAAGCUGUACAACAUAUUCAAGUAUGCUGGAGUUGCUGACCAAUGGGAUGAUGCAGCAAAGAACGGUGCUGUCAUAUCAAUUGACAUUAACUGGAGUUGCAACCUGGACCAUGAUGAAGACGAGUGUAAUCCGAAGUAUACCUUCCGACGAUUGGACAACCCUGAUGUGGCACUCUCGCCUGGCUUCAAUUUCCGUUAUUCUCAGUACCACUCUGACGUAAACGGGGAGAAGACUCGCACCCUCAUCAAAGCGUACGGCAUCCUCUUUGACAUCAAGAUCAGCGGAGAGGCGGGAAAGUUCAGCCCCGUACCUCUCCUUGUCAACCUGGGCUCUGGUCUUGCCCUGCUUAGUGUAGCUACGAUCAUGUGUGAUUUCGUUGUCCUACACUUCCUGAAGAAGCGCCAGUUCUACCAUGAAAAGAAGUUUGAAGACGUGGAGGUGCAGGAUGAUUUGCUGCCCGAAGGCCUCUUGUCACCCAGCGAACGUGAUUCGCUAAUCCAGAAGCACUAACUCCACCAUGAAUAAGCAAGCAUUCACAAUCAAUCUCAAGCAAUGCCCAGACAUGCUCAACACGUGCCAACAACACACACACGCACGCAUGGCAGGAAUGACAUACCACAGUUCAACAGUUCAGUUCUCACGUUACAAAGUCAUGAUAUUUUUUACACACAACACACUCAUAUCUUUGAGCAGUGAAAAGCACGAAUUUAUUGACAAAGAUGAGUACAGUAGUAUCAGAAUUAAAAAGUAAUAAUAAUAUGAAAAAACGUUUGAAUUGUUUUGGUUUGCUAUCAAUCAAAGAUAACUGCAUGCGAUUUAGCCUGCACUGCACACUGUUUCGUCACGCUCAAAUGAUUGCACAAAUUUCUAUCUUUUUGUGUGCUGCGUUUUACCUUGCUGUUAGCCUAGCGAGCACUUUUCAAGUCUUAAAAUUAACCUUGUAGCGGGCCUGCAAGUAUACGCAUUGCUGCUUCUGUCACAGAUAUUUGUUCAACAUGCUACGCGCAACAAA